Exaiptasia diaphana is the source of this 897-nucleotide messenger RNA. RefSeq names its product melanocyte-stimulating hormone receptor-like. The record is from RefSeq and is a predicted model, not a curated record. Gene Ontology annotation, molecular function: G protein-coupled receptor activity. The transcript has a single exon. Gene Ontology annotation, biological process: G protein-coupled receptor signaling pathway. Gene Ontology annotation, cellular component: membrane. The coding region runs from base 1 to 897 and encodes 298 amino acids. Lineage: Eukaryota; Metazoa; Cnidaria; Anthozoa; Actiniaria; Aiptasiidae.
AUGGCUGAAAUGGAUGCUUUUGCAGAGRUCGUCUACCCUUUCACAAUAGGACURAUAGUAACUGUCAGCGUCUCUGCCUUACCYACAGUUAUAAUGAACACGUUGAUCUUAACAGCCAUCAUCCGYACRCCAACUCUACAUACCCCUUCCAAUAUCUUGAUUUGUAAUCUUGCGACAGCMAACUUGGGUGUUGCGCUUAUUGCUGUUCCUGUGGCGRUAACGUGGAAAUUGUUGGAAAUAUACCAUCAAGACCAGGAUGACAUCUGUUUCGGAGGUAUCGCUGCGUAUGUUAUUAAUAGCAUUUUCAGUGGCGCAAGUUGUUGGACUAUUGUACUUGCAACUGUGGAUCGCUAUCUUGCAUUGGUUCUUCACCUUCGUUACCAGUCUCUUCUCACCGUUAAAAGAGUAAGCAGGUCAUGCGCACUCAUUUGGAUAGCACCUUCGUUGCAGAUAUUUUGGUUUUUCAAAGGAUCACAAAAGUUGUUCAGCAUYAGUGCUGGAAUAACGAUGAUAAUAUGGCUUAUAGCUAUUGCAUUUUGCUUCUWUAARAUCUUCACUAUCAUGCGCCGUCAUCAUAGUCAGAUUGCAAGCGAGUCAGUCAACACCACGAUCCUGGCAGUCCAAAAAUUGUCUCGCUAUCGAAAGUCUGUGUUCAACCUUAUCUAUAUCAUGUGUUGUCAGUUGAUUCUCAUGACACCUCUUAUCAUUUGUUUCUCUUUUAUUGCUGCCCAUGGCAUUUCAGCAGCGAAUUUACGAUUCUGGAGUGUCAGUAAUGGGUUGUUUUAUCUUAACCCUUUAGUUAACCCCUUGCUUGUUUGUAUGAGGUAUGGAGAACUACGAGUUGCUGUUAAAGAAACCGCUCGUUUCUUCUGGGCAAGAGUAAAGCAAACUGUGUAA